Messenger RNA from Nerophis lumbriciformis (worm pipefish), 2661 nucleotides. The record is from RefSeq and is a predicted model, not a curated record. NCBI's taxonomy places the organism in Eukaryota, Metazoa, Chordata, Actinopteri, Syngnathiformes, Syngnathidae.
AUGCAUAGAGUCAAGAAGGUGAAGCUUUGUGAGACUAAAGAAGAGAUCUGGAAAAGCUGUGUAACAGUUAAGAUGACGGCUGUGGAUGGCCUAUCGGACAGCACAGAGGUCGUGGAGAUGGAGGACGUGCCCUCUCAGUUUUUUGUGGAGAAACACUCGUGGGAAGGACUCCGUGACAUCAUCCACUGCAGCAGAAAGUACUCCGGCAUGAUCGCCAACAAGGCUCCGCAUGACUUCCAGUUUGUGCAAAAGAAGGAUGAAACUGCUCCCCAUUCCCACCGGUUAUACUACCUCGGAAUGCCUUACGGAAGCAGAGAGAACUCUUUGCUCUACUCAGAAAUCCCAAAGAAGAUCUGCAAAGAGGAUCUCUCAGUCUUGUCAUGGAAACAAAUGCUUGAUCACUUUCAGGCAACACCACACCAAGGGGCCUACUCACGAGAGGAAGAACUGCUGAGGGAGCGUAAACGUCUUGGAGCAUUUGGAAUAACAUCUUAUGACUACCACACACAGACAGGCCUGUUUCUCUUCCAGGCUAGCAAUAGCCUGUUUUACUGUCGGGAUGGAGGCAACAAUGGCUUCAUUCAGUCCGCUCCCGUGAAGCCUGUGGAGAUCAAGACCCAGUGCUCAGGCACCCGGAUGGACCCGAAAAUCUGUCCGGGAAACCCUGAUUUCAUUGCCUUUAUCAACAAUAAUGACCUGUGGAUAACUAACAUCAAGACUGGAGAGGAGAAGAGACUCACCUACUGUCACAAAGGUGUAGAUAAUGUCAAGGAAGACCCGAAGUCGGCAGGUGUAGCCACUUUUGUCAUCCAAGAAGAGUUUGAUCGAUUUACAGGCUAUUGGUGGAAUCCCUCAGCAGAGAAAGACUCAAGUGGCGGAAAAACUGUAUAUCUACUGUAUGAGGAGGUAGACGAGACAGAAGUCGAAAUUAUUCAUGUGCCAUCUCCAGCACUGGAAGAGCGUAAGGCCGAUGCAUACAGAUACCCCCGCACAGGUAGCAAAAAUCCACAGGCAACACUUAAACUAGCAGAAAUCAAGACAGACCAUACAGGGAGAAUUGUGAGAAUGCAAGAUAAAGAGCUGGUAGUCCCCUUCACCUCCUUGUUUCCAGGAACGGAAUACAUUGCAAGGGUAGGAUGGACAAGUGACGGCAAAUAUGGCUGGGCAGUGUUGCUGGACCGCAGCCAGAGGAAAUUGCAGCUAGUCCUGCUACCGCCAACUCUCUUCAUCCCUGUUACCAAUGAUAAGGCUCAGAGAGAGGCCAAUCUGGAGGCAGUCCCCAUUAACACGCAACCAUAUAUUAUCUAUGAAGAAACCACCGACGUUUGGAUUAAUGUCCAUGAUAUAUUUUACCCAUUUGUUCAAACAUCAGAAGAAGAGUUUACUUUUAUUUGGAUCAAUGAGUCUAAAACAGGUUUCAGUCAUCUUUAUAAAAUCACAUCCUUUUUACAACCAAACCGCUGCUACAUGUGGACAGAGAAAUACCAACCCAUAGACGGACAAUUUAAAUGUGCAAUUAAGGAGGAAGUUGCACUGACCAGUGGAGAAUGGGAAGUGCUUGCCAGGCAUGGCUCAAAGAUCUGGGUGAAUGAGAUUACAAAGUUAGUGUAUUUCCAAGGCACCAGAGACACUCCGCUGGAACAUCACCUAUAUGUGGUCAGCUAUGAUUCUCCAGGAAAUGUAGUCAGACUAACAAAACCUGGUUUCUCUCAUAGCUGCUCCGUUAGUCAAAACUUUGACUUUUUUGUCAGCCACUACAGUAAUGUGAGUACACCACCUUGUGUUCACGUCUACAAACUGACCAGUUCAGAAAGUGACCCCUUACAUAUAGCACCUGAAGUCUGGGCCAGCAUGAUGGAGUCACCAGGUUGCCCAGGAGAUUACAACCCACCCGAGAUUUUCGACUUUCCCGGCAAGUCUGGCUUCCAGCUUUACGGGAUGGUUUACAAGCCUCACAACCUGCAACCUGGCAGGAAGCAUCCCACGGUUCUCUUUGUGUAUGGAGGCCCACAGGUGCAGUUGGUAAACAACUCCUUCAAGGGGAUGAAGUACCUCCGUUUGAACACGCUGGCCUCAUUGGGCUACGCCGUAGUUGUCAUUGAUGGAAGGGGGUCUUGUCAGAGGGGCCUUGAAUUUGAAGGCGCCCUUAAAAAUAAAAUGGGUCAGGUAGAAAUCGAAGACCAGGUGGAAGGCCUGCAGUAUGUAGCGGAGAAGUUUAACUUUGUGGACCUGAGUCGUGUGGCUAUUCACGGUUGGUCCUACGGCGGUUUCCUCUCGCUCAUGGGCCUCAUCCAGCGACCCAACGUAUUCAAGCUGGCAAUUGCAGGGGCCCCCGUGACCGUAUGGAUGGCGUACGACACGGGCUACACGGAACGUUACAUGGACGUGCCUGAGAACAACCAGCAGGGCUAUGAGGAAGGCUCUGUCGCGUUGCACGUGGACAAGCUGCCUAGCGAGCCAAACCGUUUGCUGAUUCUACAUGGAUUUCUAGAUGAAAAUGUGCACUUUUUCCACACCAAUUUCUUGGUGUCGCAGAUAAUCCGUGCUGGGAAGCCCUAUCAACUUCAGGUCUACCCCAAUGAGAGGCACAGUAUCCGCUGCCCCGAGUCUGGAGAACACUAUGAGAUAAUGCUGCUGCACUUUCUACAACAAUACCUCUGA